AAAACAGGCCUCUUUUGGUUCGUUCGCUAGUCGGCAUAACAAAAAUCAACCCUUCUUGAAACGCCCUACACUUUCUCUCUUCAUCAUCCUUGUCGGCGAUCGUUCCAUCCAUCUGGGUUUUCCGUACAUUCUUGAUCUACAACGAUGAUUUACCUGUUCUUCGCGGUUUUAUUCAUCGAAAUGUUGACGAUUCUGUUACUUUUGUUCAAAACCCCACUCCGAAAGCUUUUGAUUAUCGGGUUAGAUCGUGCGAAACGGGGAAGAGCUCCAUUGGUUGUAAAAUCCGUCGCCGCCACCUUCUUCAUCAUGAUGAUGUACAACGUUUACACCGUAAUGGAAAUCCAGAGGCGCCCCGCCGACGUCAAUAAUCCAACCGAUCAAAUCAUCCUCGCUUACCACAUGCUCGAAGCUGCUCUCAUGGGAUUCUCGCUUUUCCUAUCACUAAUGAUAGAUCGACUCCACCAUUACAUUCGUGAGCUUCGAAUACUGAGAAAAACAAUGGAAACCACAAAGAAACAAAAUCGAGCAGCUGAAGAGUUUAAGAACAAAGGAGCAGAUGAAGUCAGACAUCUGAAUGAAGAAAUGAUAAGAAUGAGGGGAGAAAUGAAGAAACUGGAAACGAAAUAUUCAGCAAUGGAAAAAGAAGUGAAAUCUGCAGAAGCCAAUUCUCUUGCACUUAAGCAUCAAUCUGAAGGAUUCCUUCUUGAAUAUGAUCGCUUGUUGGCUGAAAACCAGAAUCUUAGAGAUCAACUUCGUGCCAUUGAUGAUAGCUUGUCUCAUGCCAAUGGAAAGAAGGAUACAUGAGUUGGAAAAAAGGAGAAUAUGAAUAUUAUUAAUUAUUAUUAUUAUGCUGCUUUUUAAGCUUCUUCAUGUCAUAUGCAACAAAUUUUCUCCUCUAUGUUUGGGUUUUUGUCUUGGUUUUAACAAUAUUAUGAUUAUUAUUAUUAUUAGGGUUGCAUCUACCUUUUCUUUUUGUAUUUACCUAUUAGUGAAAUAAAGAUACUUUGACUCUUGUAUUGA
This is a messenger RNA of Lactuca sativa (garden lettuce), 1020 nucleotides long. RefSeq lists its product as uncharacterized. Lineage: Eukaryota; Viridiplantae; Streptophyta; Magnoliopsida; Asterales; Asteraceae. The record is from RefSeq and is a predicted model, not a curated record. Gene Ontology annotation, biological process: endoplasmic reticulum to Golgi vesicle-mediated transport; intracellular protein transport. Gene Ontology annotation, cellular component: endoplasmic reticulum membrane; endoplasmic reticulum.